This is a messenger RNA of Cladophialophora carrionii CBS 160.54, 2565 nucleotides long. RefSeq lists its product as uncharacterized. The record is from RefSeq and is a predicted model, not a curated record. Gene Ontology annotation, biological process: protein dephosphorylation. Bases 1 to 2565 code for a protein of 854 amino acids. The transcript has a single exon. Gene Ontology annotation, molecular function: protein tyrosine phosphatase activity. Lineage: Eukaryota; Fungi; Ascomycota; Eurotiomycetes; Chaetothyriales; Herpotrichiellaceae.
AUGUCCGCCACCACGACGGCGUCCCUCAAAUCACCCUCACAUCCCCAUUCCCACGCGCACUCACAUUCGAAAUCCCAUUCACACUCCCACUCCCAUUCCCGCUCUUCGCGGCCUUCGACCACGCCACGCGUCCAGCCAGCUGUCGCAUCUGUCGGCCAGCCUAUGCCACCUCUCCUGUCCCCCACCAGCGUUCGAUCGCCAUCGAAUUCCAAAGAUGUCAAGAGCCCGAGCCCGAGCUAUUUUGGAUUUGUAGUGGGCGAUGACUCAAUACCUGCAGAUUCAAAUCCGGGGAAGCAUGUGCGCCAGAACUGGAAUUUCGCCGGCUCCAACGCACAGAAGGACGUUGCAACGCCCCGGCACGUACCGAUUGAAUCGAACCCCGAUUUUGAGGCGUUUAGGAGACAGUCGGAACAUAAUCACAGGUUCGCAUUGAACACCGCAUUCAGACCCUCGCAGUCGAGGACGAACUCGGACCUCAGUUCGACGGCUUCGCCACUUGCGAAAAGGCCUGCCAUUGAGAGGAGUGCACAAUCAACAGCAAAUGGAAACACCCGAAUGGAAGAUGUCUCAUUCUUUGACAUUCCGAGACAACAAUCGCCCGACUCUAUGAACCGAAAUAGCGUGGCCGACCAUCAACACGCUCGAUUAUCUCUACCUAAUAAUGAAUUCCGUGGACCUCCUUCCGGCAUUUCCAAAAUCUCCAGCCGCUCAGAAACACUACCGUCGUCGGCGGAGAAAGACGUACCGCCCAUUGUUUCCCCUACGCAAAUUGCUGAGAUCCUCCGCUCGCAACCCUCCAAUGUGUUAGUACUGGAUCUAAGAGUCUAUCAGCAGUAUGCGUCGGCCAGGAUACGGGGGGCUCUGAACCUAUGUAUCCCCACGACCCUGCUGAAACGGCCUGCGUAUAACGUCCAAAGGCUUGCCGAGACCUUCGCUUCAGCUCGAGACCAGGAAAGCUUUGCGCGCUGGCAAACCUGCUCCUACAUUGUCGUGUACGAUGCCAAUUCGUCGCUAGCCAAGGAAGCCGUCACCCCAUUGAAUGUGCUCAAGAAAUUCACGUCUGAAGGAUGGAAGGGCACCGGUCUAGUCGUUAAGGGAGGCUUCUUGAAGUUCCAGAAAUUAAUCCCCGAACUGGUUGACGAUGGUCCUGUACAGCAAGGUAAUGGCGCCACCUCUCAGCCGUUGUCGAUCUCAGCCCCUGGAAAAGAUACCCUCGCGGUCGCCGGUGGUUGCGCCAUGCCAACAACAAAAUCAGCGGCAAAUCCCUUUUUUGGAAACAUCCGCCAGAACAUGGACCUCAUCGGCGGCGUUGGUCAGAUGCCCAUCAAGAAGCCCCAUGAACUCACGGCAGAGACGGAAAAGCAUAUGCCAUCCUGGUUGAAGAGGGCGGCCUCCAAGUCCAAUGAAGGCAAGUUGGUCUCCGACAAAUUCCUAAACAUUGAAAAGUCGGAGCAAAAGCGCAUGCAGGACGCCCUCAGCGCCAAGGUCUCGUACGGAACUCCACGCGCGGAACGACCAGAAAGAAUUCAAGUGGCCGGCAUUGAGAAGGGGUCCAAGAAUCGUUAUAACAAUAUUUUCCCUUACGAUCAUACGCGGGUCAGGCUGCAGAACGUACCGAACGGGGGUUGCGAUUAUAUCAACGCCAGCCAUGUGAAGGCGGAAUUCUCCAAUCGACGGUACAUCGCCACGCAAGCGCCUAUUCCGGCGACUUUCAACGACUUUUGGCGCGUGGUUUGGGAACAAGAUGUCCGAGUGAUCGUAAUGCUAACGGCUGAAGCUGAAGGUGGACAAGUCAAGAGUCACGUCUACUGGAAGCCUGGCGAAUAUGGUCAACUGAAACUCAAACAGCUCUCCGAACGCCAAGUGAGUCUGGAACCAAAGAAGCCUGCAAACAAACCUGCACCGACCACGCGUCCAUCAAUGGCCCCAAGAAGAUCCACAACAGCCAAUAUCCCGGGUGAACGCAGUCGAGAAGAGGUCAAAUCGCCGAGCUCCAAGGCGGCGCCGACUGCCGUCGUUCGACACUUUUCCCUCAGCCAUGCCGCAUAUCCUUUCGAGCCAAUGCGUGAAAUUACUCAGAUCCAUUAUGCGGACUGGCCCGAUUUCGGCGCUCCGGCCAGCCCGACUGAACUCCUCGGGUUAGUGGAACAAGUCAAUAAGUACGUCCGAGGCUCUGCCUCGCCGUCCAGUAUUGUUGGACCGGAUGAAGCCGCUCCCAAAGGACAGCGUCCUAUCUUGGUUCACUGCAGCGCGGGGUGCGGACGGACAGGCACCUUUUGUACGAUCGACUCGGUCAUUGACAUGUUGAAGCGGCAGAAGCUCUCCCACGACGGCGACAAAGAUAGAAUGGAGGUGGAUGCUGACGAAUGGGUGACUCGCGACGAUGUUGACUUGGUCGCCAAGACUGUGGAUGAGUUCCGUCAUCAAAGACUGAGCAUGGUGCAGAAUCUACGUCAAUUUGUUUUGUGUUAUGAAAGUAUUUUGCAAUGGAUUGUUGCGCUAGAGUCGGAGCAGCGCCAAAAACGACCUGGGCUACCAGACCCGCGGAGGAGUUAUCACGGUUGA